This is a messenger RNA of Asparagus officinalis (garden asparagus), 1304 nucleotides long. RefSeq lists its product as uncharacterized. The record is from RefSeq and is a predicted model, not a curated record. NCBI's taxonomy places the organism in Eukaryota, Viridiplantae, Streptophyta, Magnoliopsida, Asparagales, Asparagaceae.
AUGCGAAUUCUAUAUCCAACAAGUACACUGAUUUUUGCUUUUCAUACUGCUGGGCGAGGCUUCAAUAUUGUCAAGCCAUUGCCACUAGAAUUAGAAGUACUUUGCAUUUAUCCACCAAUGCGAGUGAAUAUGAACGGGGUUCAAUCAGGAAACUUUAGGACCAGGGAUUCCACAAUUAGAAACCUUGUGGACAAUCUCCCCCGCCAGGUUGGCAAAGGAGGAACUUCAAAUGGACAAGAUGUUGGAAAAGGUUCUAGCUUGCUGGAUGAAUUUGAGGAAAAUGAAAGGAAAGCUCGAAUUAACGCUGCAUGGGAGAAAAUGAAUAGUAGUGUUCCCUUUAAGAUGCCUAAAAUGACCAAAACUCUUACAAAUAAAUGUAGUUCGGCAGCAAAUAAACCAGCACAAAAGCAGACUCCUGGUUGGAUGGUGAAUCUUGGCCUUGCAUCAAAGAAAGCAUCAAUUAAUCAGGGGACAACGGGGAAAGGAUCUGCUGCUGUAGAGAAUGGCACAAGCGAGGAAGCUAAAAGACUAGCUGCGGUUGCUCUUUCUGCUGUUAGAGAUGCGCAGCUGGCUGCAGCUGCUGCUGCAGGGAAAGGGAAAAUUGAAAUUACUGAGGUCCGGGACUUUGCAGGUGAAGAGAUAGAAAUGAAAAAGAUCGUCGAUGCCAACUCAAAAGAGGCAGCAGAGAAAGCUAGGAUUCCUGGAGCCCCUCCUUCUGCCCUAGACUCCAUCUUAGAACAAAUAAAGAAGAAACCAAAACUUAGUGUACUUGACAAGACGAAGAAAGACUGGGGUGAGUUCAAGGAGGAGAACAAAGGGCUCGAAGACGAGCUGGAUGCAUACAAGAAGAGCUCAAAUCAAUAUCUAGACAAAGUUUCCUUCUUGCAGAGAACCGAUAUGAGAGAGUUUGAGCGAGAGCGUGAUGCUCGUUUAGCUUUGCAAGCAAAGAGAAGGACUGAUAUGAGAGAUGAUGACCUAUAACCAUAACUUAGGGGGAAAAUUGAGGAGUUUGGAUUCUAUGUUGUGGUGAUUGCACUUUGGCUUUGGUGUGCAAUAUCCGAAGGUUUGGGAUAACAAUAUUAUGUGGGGUUGUAUUAUUUUUAGGUCGCCUGUAAAAUUAUGCUAGUUAUCAUUCUAUGACGGAGGACUUUUGCAUGCUAACAUUUGGGGAAUCAACUAAUGUUAUUUUUUUAGGUCCUGAAGAAAUGUUUCAUUAGUUUUUGGCAGUCUGAUCUUUAUAGCUGAAUUUUUCUGUAGGAGUGGUGAGGAUUUUGAGAAGUGCCUUUGAGGUUAUCAUUUGUUCA